This is a messenger RNA of Liolophura sinensis, 6113 nucleotides long. RefSeq lists its product as uncharacterized. Gene Ontology annotation, molecular function: RNA polymerase II cis-regulatory region sequence-specific DNA binding; protein binding; DNA-binding transcription factor activity, RNA polymerase II-specific. The transcript is spliced from 3 exons. Bases 53 to 2656 code for a protein of 867 amino acids. Gene Ontology annotation, biological process: regulation of transcription by RNA polymerase II. Lineage: Eukaryota; Metazoa; Mollusca; Polyplacophora; Chitonida; Chitonidae. The record is from RefSeq and is a predicted model, not a curated record.
AUUGUGCGGCGGUGUGUGUACAAAUUUGGCCGAUACGAAGUCUAGCGGCAACAUGGAUAACUCGCUGGUAUUGACCUCAACUGGUGUUGAGAAUCAGCAAUACCAGAAUAUUUUGCUGGCCAAUGUACAGAAACUAUGGAAUAACAAACAGAUGCUGGACAUAACAUUCCAGGCCGAUGGUCAGGAAGUGCAAGCACAUCAGCUGGUUCUGGCAGCGGCGAGUAAUGAUCUCUGUGAUGCCCUCAGUCAGAUCCAGAAAACCACGAAACAUGCUGUGCUGGAUCUGAACAGAUCAGGUAUUACUAUGGCAGGCCUCAAGGAACUUCUUAACUAUCUUUACUGUGGUAAGAUGAAGUUAAACCCACAGCUGUGUCAGGAUGUAGCCAAGGCAGCCAAAACCCUUCACAUCCCUCAGGUGGUGGCUCUCUGUGCACUUUUCAGAGCCACAUUCAUGCCAGGAACUCCACUGGCAGACACUCAGAUAGGUGUGACCAGUCAGACUCCCAUUUUAAAUGACAUGUGGAAAGUAGGGCAGACAAAGGAAGUAGCUACAACACAUGCAUCAAGUACCAAGUCCAGCCCUAAGCCUGGCCCCAGCUUUGUAGCCGCACCGCCGGUCAUUGACCAGUCCAUGGUCACAAGCCUGGCAGAAAGUAAGAUCCCACCCCCUGUGGAUAAAGUGGAGCUAUACAGAGAACUGACAAGUCACAAACAGAAGUGGAUGGCUGAUGUCAGUGACAAAGGUGGCUCUAAAACCCCCAGUAAAGAUGACAAAAUAGUACAGAUAAGCAGACCAGUGCGACCUGUAGCUUUGGUGGCUAAUCUGAAACAUGUUCCAGCCCCAAAAGCUGCCAGGCCUCUACCCGUUCCCAACAAGAUAGAGCCAGCUGAUGAAUCUUCCGAGAACUAUGCUGGGGCUAAACCAGGUAAGAAUUCCACCGCGGUAAAACCUACCCAGGAUUUCAAAAUGGUAAAAGUUAAAGAAGAGCCUGUUGACGAUUUCCCAGACAUGUGCCCAGCUGCCAGUGUCACCCAGUCUAAUGAGUCUGCUGGUAAAAGUGGAACAAGUCCCACCAUCAUACAACAGGUCACAGAAGCAGAAGUGAAGCCUCAGCACAAAGCUGGUCAGACAGCUGUAGAACCACCUUCGUUUACAGAUGUACAGAUAAAGGAGGAGCCUAUGGAUUGUGAUGAAGAGGCAUUUCACUCAGAUCCUGUAGUACCAGUGAGUUUUGUAAGGGUGACUAAAUUGAGAGAAAAGGUGGAUGUAUCGGUGGACUCAGUCAUUCCAAAGGUAGAAGAUCCCAGCUUCUUGGCUGACAUUGGUGAUGUCAGUGACUCAGAUUCCAUAGGCUUGGCAGGUGACACUGCGGAUUUGAGUAACAAGGAGAAGGCCACCACAGUUAAUCCGCUACCUUGCCUUGUUAAGCAGGCCGCUGCAUUUGGUGCAGCAGCAACUAAACCGAACACGCCUCCUGUGUACUACAAAUAUAAGCGAAGGAAGCAAAGGCGAGGAAGAACUCACUAUGUUAAACCUCAAACCAUAGAGCCUGUGGAUUCUGAGCCUGUCAAAAAGCAGAAGAGAGAUAUAGAGCAGACUAAUAACCAGUCUGUGAGAAUUGUUCAUGUGCCUCUACCAACAGGUGCUACUCUCGUCAAACCAUUUGCUGUCACCUCGAAUGGCAAGAAAACAACAGCAGUAGAGAAGUCUAUUGACGUAAGAAACACAGAAGAGGAGACUCUGCCAAAGUACCCCUCCUUUCCUUCUGCCAGCGGCGACGCCCAGCUCAAGACCUAUGUUCAAGUUGUAAAGCCGCAAGCUACAACGGCCACAGAAGUGAAACAGUCUAAAGAUCCUGCCACUCUUAUCAGCAAAGGUGUGAUCAAAACCACAAUACCUGCAGCAGCAGCAGCAGCAGCAGCCAUAUCUGCUGUCCCGUCAACCUCUGAAACAGAUCACCAGGGAAGUACUGAAGCUUUGGCGUCGUGCUUUGUACGGGCACGGGGCAUAAAAAAUUACAAAAGUUCGUACAGCACACCGCAUUCAUUGAGAAAUUAUGAUGCCCCCAACUCAAAAUACAGGGAUGUUAGCCUGGGAAAAGAUGCAAUGGACAAAAUAGCAAACAAGGAUGGGAAAAAACUGAUACUACUAUCAUCUGUUGUGAGAAAUGGUUGCAAAGGGCGAUUUCAUAUCUCCUGUAUCCUCUGUCAUUUUUUGUUUAGUUCUGUGGAAAGUUGUGAGAAGCACAUUCUUCGUAAACAUUUCCCAGGUGAGCUGAUCUUUGCAGACACUAAGGAAGGACAAAAAAAAGUCGAGCUGGAAAAGAACACUCCUGAAGAUAAAAAAGUGAUGUUUCUCUGCUCUUGUUGCGGGUAUGUCACCCACAAUGAGAGGUUUAUCUACCUUCACAGAUUCUACCAACAUGAGGUGCCCAUUCUCAAGAACAUGAUAGAGCCGUACUGCGAGGCUUGCGAGCUGUUACUGAACAAUGACACGGACAUGGAGGCUCAUCAGAAGCUGCACUGUAAUCACUACAUUUGUAACACCUGCUACAAACGCUACAUUUGCCUUGAUGCCCUCUGCCAUCAUGUCAGGGAGGCACAUAACAUCCAGGGCAAUACUGAGCUGUUCAUUCGUCAGGUUACGUAUGACUGAAUAGGAACAGCCAAUAAGUGCUCUCAGUCAUUUAGGGCUCUCUAUCACUUACAUAGACAAUCACACCUUUUUUGUGUGAAUUCUAACAUUGCCAGCCAUGAUUGCAUUAAGUGUCUGUUAACUUCUAGUAACUGCAAAAAAUGUAGUGAAAUUGACAGCAGCAUGUACAUGUAACAGCAUCGUACAGAUAGUAUGGUAUGAUACUAGUUUGGUAUAGGAAACUAUUUUUUUCUCUGGAAAAAAUUCAAUUUCUAGGCCAUCAGUAGAUAAUGGGGAUAAACUCUUCAAAUAGAUCAUGCAGACUAGUUUUUAAUACCCAUUCUCCAGGUUUUCAAGUCUUAGGGUUAAUCUGUAAUACUUUACAGCUAAGUGCAUUACAGUAACUAUGGGACAGCAUUGAAUAUUCAGAUUUGUUUAUAGUUUGUCACAUACCCAACAUAAAAUCACAGUGCAUUGCACAUUUAGGCAGAGACUGAAGUGUUAUUACCAUGUAUACAACUGUUGGAGAAUUUUGCUUUUUACACAUGAUUAUAUAGCCAUACUUUACCUUUGUUACAUUCAGUACUGUUGUAUAUAUAUGUAAAUUAUUAGUAAUUAGCAGACUUUUCACUGCACUGUUGAAAUGUAAAAUACUAGUAGCUUCACUCCUGUAAUCUGUAGUUCGCUCAUGUUUAAAUAACUUUAAAAAGCGCAUGCUUAGUUCCCGCUUUAUACCUUUGGUCAUUGUGUGACAUUUGUGUGGUUAGGGAGGAAUUAUAUACCCUUGUUGAUACAAAUGUUCUUUUGGAAAAUUAUGUCAUCAUAGAAUCUUUAAUGUAUAUGUAGAAAAUAAUUGUACACUUUGUAGUCUUUUUUGUUAUUUCCUUCAUUUUUCAUUGUUAUUUUUGGAAAUUUAAUUAAAUAGAAGGAUGUGGAAAUGUCUUCAUUCAUUAACCUUUACUGAAAAGCAUAUUGCAAGUGACUGGUUAUGAUGUAAUGGUAUAUAUACUCUUUUCUUAGAUACUGUGAAAUACUUACCUAAUUUUGAUGCAUCAGAUGCUCUAUUGCUUCUGAUGUCAGUUAGUAUAUUGAGGGUGUUCAAGUCUGAAAGGUACCUAAAUAAUUAUUUCUAAAGGUUUUGUUUUUAUUGAGUGCCUCUUGAAAGCUGUUGACAGACUGCCACGGUUGACCAAUUCUUGAUAUGUUACUGUGUUUAUACUAUAUCAUAGAACAUCAGCAUUUUUGAGCAUCACAGAGUCAGAAUAAUUUUGAUAAUUAAAUCAGUAAGUUGAAGUUAAACAUUUACUAGUAUUGUAUGAAGGACGAGAUAUGGAGGACUGGGCACACUUUCACAUGGCUUUUCAAGUCAAUUUUUCAUAAUUUUUGUUUGUAAUAUUUACAAUGUUGCUUUGUAGCAGUAUAGCUGAUGUCAUUUAUGAAAAAGUUUUGAGAAAUUUGAAUGACUGAAUUUUAUGAAAAUAGCCCCUGGAUUGUAAGUCAUAAUGUGCUGCCCAGUGGAGACAUGGAGACCAAUGUUGGCAAAUAAGAGGGUUUAUCUCCCCCUGAGUUCUUGAAUGUCGUCGGUGAAUGUAAUGAGUAAACUACAUUUUAAAUGAUGCUUGCUUUGUGAUGUUCAGGUGGAACUUUUCACAUAGGGACGUUUACUAGUGUGUGAAUUCCUUAGAUUUCUCACUAGAAGCCAGUGACACAAUAUAGAAACAGUCACAUAAUUUGUCCCCUGGAUAAGGAAUAUGUUGUGAUUGCACAGGGGAGAUAACCGCUCGUAAUGGAAAAACUGUACUGAGGGCAGUCUAGGUGUAACAUUAUGACAUCCUCUUAUAAUUAUUACAUCUGUUGUUACGGAAUAUAACAGUCUCGACAACAAGGAAAAGUUGUGAAGAAAAACGUUUUAAACUUGCAUUUUGUAAUUUUCUAUCCAUGUGAUUGUUGGCACAUAUCUUCAUUGGCGAGUAAGAUAAGCAUCUUGUGACAGAUUAAUUGUUUUGGGACGUCCAUACAUCGAGAAAUGUAAGACUCCAUGAAUGAAUGAAUGAAUGAAUGAAUGAGAUUCAGAUAUGCUCUUGUGUAAAUUAUAGGCCUACUAGUAUGAUUGUGUAUGCAUAUUAAUCCUGUUUUUCAUUUUACCCUGGUUAAAACUGUAAAUCACCCUGCUGGCAUAAGGGUAAAAAAAUUCUUUUGCAUUCAGAUCAUUUAUUGUUAAUGUACAUAUAUAUCUUACAUGUGUUGUGUGUGAAGAAGUGACACCCUUUAAAGUAACGUUGCCUAUGUAGGGAAACAACAUAUUAAAGAGGAUAAUGUACUAAACUAAAUAAUGCUGCAGCGACCAGAGUGUUUCUUGUGCACCUGGUUCCUUGCCAAGUAAAGUCCAUCCACUUAUUAACAAGUUCUGUAUUUCACCUAAAAGUUUUUCCUAUAAAAAUGCACUCGGAGAAGCACUUAAAGGCUGUGAAAUGAUACUUUUGAUGCGAGGACUGAAGAUGUGAAGUGCAUAUGAAUUAAUCUGACAGACUAGCAAAAGGUGUCAAUUGAAAAAAGCUGCGCUUGAAUAAUUUCUUUUUUCCAUGUAAUGUACAGAAUGUACUGCUGCUUUUUUUUGAAAACAUACGGAAUGGCAGUGGCACUUUUUAGUCAGGGCUGAAUAAUAUCAACAUAUUAAACUGAUAUUGCUUUGCGUUAGGCAGUUUAGGUAUGUGGGCAAGCAGCGUGUUACCUCCGACAACUUGCAAAAAACAUCCUUAAUUCUUGUGGUAAGUAGUAUAGGAUUUAUUUAUUUGUUUGAUUGGUGCUUUACGCCAUACUCAAAAAUAUUUCGCUUAAAUUAAGGUGGGAGGAAACUGGGCACAGCCUGGGGGAAACCCACGAUCAUCCACAGGUUGCUGAGAGACCUUCCCACUUAUGCCCAAGUAGAAUAUGAGAAGAAUACCUUAUAGCAUUUAGGGUCCAGUGGGGAUGUGAACUGUAGUACAAGAAGCUAUGCUGCUCAUGUAUGUAGUACUUGUUGAAUGUAAUUAUUAGCCAUUUUGCUUUGUUGUUUCUUCUGUAUUUACACAUUUGUUGCUAUAAAUCACCAUUAACCCCUCUCCAUGUAUAUUUAAAUUGAAUAGGUGUAGUUUCCGAAGUGGACAUAGAUGACACCAUUCAAUUAUAAAUGUUUUAUAUUGUAUCUGAAAAGCUCUGUAUACAGAAUCACCUCUUCAUCCAAAAUCCUGUGGGAAGAAGGCAAAUAGCAGUUCUCAUGACAAGAUGCUAUGCUCCGAGCAGGGGUCUGCCUGGAGGAUGUCCUUGCAUGCAUCUGGUUUACACCUCAUAUGUACUAUCUUGGUUUGCGUUCUGUGUUAUCACAAAGUACAAUACACAGGUGUAUACAUUAUGGUUAUUGUUUGUGUGUAUUUUGUUAAUCUCUGUGUUGACCUUCGCUCUGGAGAGUGGCGAUAAUCAGUGUCACUGAGGAUUAUUU